Messenger RNA from Phacochoerus africanus (Common warthog), 2827 nucleotides. Its product is annotated as tetratricopeptide repeat protein 30B-like. Gene Ontology annotation, cellular component: intraciliary transport particle B; axonemal microtubule. The transcript has a single exon. The record is from RefSeq and is a predicted model, not a curated record. Gene Ontology annotation, biological process: intraciliary transport. Lineage: Eukaryota; Metazoa; Chordata; Mammalia; Artiodactyla; Suidae. Gene Ontology annotation, molecular function: protein binding; intraciliary transport particle B binding. The coding region runs from base 225 to 2222 and encodes 665 amino acids.
UAUCUCUGAACAGCAAGGAGGCGUUUUCUCUACCUUGCUUGACUCACGACUUUCGCAGCCCCGAGUGUUUGAAGACUAAUACAGUAGUUGAAAGAUUCACCUCAUUAAUUCCUUUUUAUUCCUUACAGAAUUUUCCGCUGCAAAGUAAUAGCCAGACGAAUAGCCUUCCGUUUCCGUUUAGCAUGUUGUCUUGGUAACGGGAAUGCACGUUCUCGGCGGCGGUUAUGGCGGGGCUGGGUGGUGCGCAGAUCCCCGACGGGGAAUUCACCACUGUCGUGUACCGCCUCAUCCGGGAUGCCCGCUACGCCGAGGCCGUGCAGCUGCUGGGCGGAGAGCUCCAGGGGAGCCCCAAGAGCCGCGCCGGCUUGUCGCUGCUGGGCUACUGCUACUACCGCCUACAGGAGUUCGCCCUGGCGGCCGAGUGCUAUGAGCAGCUGGGCCAGCUGCACCCAGAGCUGGAGCAGUACCGCCUGUACCAGGCCCAGGCCCUGUACAAGGCCUGCCUUUACCCGGAGGCCACCCGCGUGGCCUUCCUCCUGCUGGACAACCCCGCCUACCACAGCCGGGUCCUCCGUCUCCUAGCGGCGAUCAAGUACAGCGAGGGCGAUCUGCCAGGGGCCAGGAGUCUGGUGGAGCAGCUCCUGAGUGGAGAAGGGGGAGAAGACAGGGGGGGCGAGAACGAGCUGGAUGACCAGGUCAACCUGGGGUGUUUACUCUACAAGGAGGGACACUACGAGGCUGCAUGUUCCAAGUUCUUUGCGGCCUUACAGGCUUCAGGCUACCGGCCUGACCUUUCCUACAACCUGGCUUUGGCCUAUUACAGCAGCAGGCACUAUGCCUCGGCACUGAAGCACAUCGCCAACAUUAUUGAGCAUGGCAUCCGUCAGCACCCAGAGCUGGGUGUGGGCAUGACGACCGAGGGCAUUGAUGUUCGAAGUGUGGGCAACACCUUAGUUCUUCACCAGACUGCUCUGGUGGAAGCCUUCAACCUCAAGGCCGCCAUAGAAUUCCAGCUGAGAAACUAUGAGGCGGCCCAGGAAGCCCUCACUGACAUGCCACCUAGGGCAGAGGAAGAGUUAGACCCUGUGACCUUGCACAACCAGGCGCUCAUGAACAUGGAUACCAGGCCUACAGAAGGGUUUGAAAAGCUACAGUUUUUGCUCCAGCAGAAUCCUUUUCCUCCAGAGACCUUUGGCAACCUGUUGCUGCUCUACUGUAAAUAUGAGUAUUUUGCUCUGGCCGCAGAUGUCCUGGCAGAGAAUGCCCAUUUGACCUACAAGUUCCUCACACCCUAUCUCUAUGACUUCUUGGAUGCCUUGAUCACUUGCCAGACAGCUCCUGAAGAGGCUUUUAUCAAGCUUGAUGGGCUGGCAGGGGUGCUGACUGAACAGCUCCGGAGACUCACCAAACAAGUGCAGGAAGCAAGACACAAUAGAGAUGAUGAAGCUGUCAAAAAAGCAGUGAAUGAAUAUGAUGAUGCUUUUGAGAAGUAUAUUCCUGUGUUAAUGGCCCAGGCCAAAAUCUACUGGAACCUUGAAAAUUACCCAAUGGUGGAAAAGAUCUUGCGCAAAUCUGUAGAAUUCUGUAAUGACCAUGACGUGUGGAAGCUGAAUGUGGCUCAUGUUCUGUUCAUGCAGGAAAAUAAAUACAAAGAAGCCAUAGGUUUUUAUGAGCCCAUCGUCAAGAAGCACUAUGACAACAUCCUGAAUGUCAGUGCUAUUGUAUUGGCUAACCUGUGUGUGUCUUAUAUCAUGACAAGUCAAAAUGAAGAAGCUGAGGAGCUGAUGAGGAAGAUUGAAAAAGAGGAGGAGCAGCUCUCCUAUGAUGACCCCGAUAAGAAAAUCUACCAUCUCUGCAUUGUGAAUUUGGUGAUUGGGACGCUUUAUUGUGCCAAAGGAAAUUAUGACUUUGGUAUUUCUCGGGUUAUCAAAAGCUUGGAGCCUUAUAAUAAAAAACUGGGAACUGAUACCUGGUAUUAUGCCAAAAGAUGCUUCCUCUCAUUAUUAGAGAACAUGUCAAAACACACGCUCAUGCUUCGUGACAGUGUCAUUCAAGAAUGUGUCCAGUUUUUAGAACACUGUGAACUUUAUGGCAGGAACAUACCUGCCAUUAUUGAACAACCCCUGGAAGAAGAAAGAAUGCACAUUGGAAAGAAUACGGUCACAUAUGAAUCCAGACAAUUAAAAGCCUUGAUUUAUGAGAUUAUAGGAUGGAAUAUGUAGUAAUAUCUGAUAGUGGCUUCUAAUGGCUUUAUAUCUAUGGUUUUCACUGUUUUAUCUGUAGUUAGCUCUUAAUAAUCUUUACGUUUGUUACAUGUUGAACUUUGUACACUUUAAAAUUAUAAUUAAAAUAAUUCAGAUGUAUCUUCUGAGAAACCUCACAAAAUAAUUAAAAUAAAAAGAACUUGAAUCCUAGAAGGAUUUACGAAAAAUUGAAAAGUGAAUCAAGAACUGUUUCCAAUAGUAUUUAGCCUACAUUCUGUCUCCUUUGAAUCUGAAAAAAAUCCUGCAUGAAAAGAUUGCAUCAUCCAGGGUCCAGGCACUAUCAAGUCCAGAACUCAGUAAGUGUAUAGAACAUCUGGACAUCAAUAAUAACAUCAAGGAUUUUGUGUUCUACUCCAAUAGUUUACACUUAAGUAACGUUAAUUUGUAAUGCAUAUAUUUUGCAUAGAUUUUAGUAUGUCUUGGCAGAAUUUUCUGAUACAAUUGUAAUGCUUUAACAAAAAUUCCAUCUAUUUUUUCUAAUCUGCAAGAUUCAGUAGGAAAUCUAAUGCAUUAACAAAAUUAUGGUGGUAUGUUGUGGAGACAAUAAACAGUUGACACAUUUC